AUGGGCGAUCUUGCUGAUGCGUUCCCGAUAACUUAUCAUCAGGAUGUGGUGCUUGACAGUUACUUCCAUGACGAAGGAAAAUACAUCGAAAUCCUGAAGAAGAUGUCUCCAGAGCUGACAACAUUCCAGACUGAAGAGGAGACGGAGGUAGAUGACAAGGACAGUCACUCCGACUGCCCGACUGAAUCUUGUCUCCAUCAUGAGACUGUUAUGGACCACAAAGGCUUUUCCCAAGUCAAGUUUCCUUCUGCAAAAUGGGCGUGCAUCAAAGCCCCCAAGUGCAGUCGUAGAGAAGGCCGCCUUGCUCUCCACGCAUUGGUUCGCUACUUCGAUGGUCACAACGCUGAGGAAGUGAAGAUCGUAGCGCCUCCAGAACCAUUAGUCCUUCAGUGUCUUCAGGAGAAAGGGUACUGUAGUGAUCCGUCUUGUGAUGAAAAGGCACUGAUGUGCCAUCCACUUCCACCUGACUACAUGGACAAGGAUGCCCCUGUGCCAGUCAAUGAACAGAUUACCAUAGAGGAGGACCCCAUCCCCGAACUUUACGUCACCAAGGUGGAGGGUGCAGGCUUGGUCGCCAACCGGAAUAUGGAGAAGACGGUUCGAACCCUCUAUGGCACUCUUGUGAAGAAAGGGAUGUCUUUUCAGAAGGACUCUCCGGUUCUGUUUAAGUACGGUUCCUUCCUCAACCCAUCGUGGGAAGGUGCGGUGUACGCUGGGUUCCCGAAGAUGGGCGAGGACAGCUCUGAGUAGACAAACCGACGUGAAGUGCGUGACAGGAUACUGAUAACUAGUAACCAAUACAGUUUAUUGAUAAGUAAUAACCAAUACGGUUUACUGAUACUUAAUAACCAAUACAGUUUACUGAUAACUAAUAACCAAUACAGUUUAAUGAUAACUAAUAACCAAUACAGUAUUCUGAUAACUACUAACCAAUACAGUUUACUGAUAACUAAUAACCAAUACAGUUUACUGAUAACUAAUAACCAAUACAGUUUAAUGAUAACUAAUAACCAAUACAGUAUUCUGAUAACUACUAACCAAUACAGUAUUCUGAUAACUACUAACCAAUACAGUUUACUGAUAACUAAUAAACAAUACAGCUUACUGAUAACUAAUAACCAAUACUGUUUACUGAUAACUAAUAACCAAUACAGUUUACUGAUAACUACUAACCAAUACAGUUUACUGAUAACCAAUACAGUUUACUGACAACUAAUAACCAAUACAGUUUACUGAUAACUACUAACCAAUACAGUUUACUGAUAACCAAUACAGUUUACUGACAACUAAUAACCAAUACAGUUUACUGAUAACUUAUAAACAAUACAGUUUACUGAUAACUAAUAAACAGUACAGUGUACUGAUAACUACUAACCAAUAGAGUUAGACAUUUUCUAGCGUUACCUUUGAUUCACUGGGGAUCACUAUUCAGUACCAAUACACUGUCUGCGUAAACAAGUCUUGAAAGAAUCCAACUAGUCCUCAAAAUGACUUUUUAAACACCGCUCUUUGCUGAAGAGCAGCAAUUACAUCAGUGUAGGUAACCAAGAAAUGUUAUUUGCAAAACACUUGAAUGCAGUUAUGAUGAAUAAAAAUAGAUAUUGAAUUA
Messenger RNA from Branchiostoma floridae (Florida lancelet), 1609 nucleotides. RefSeq lists its product as uncharacterized. The transcript is spliced from 7 exons. NCBI's taxonomy places the organism in Eukaryota, Metazoa, Chordata, Leptocardii, Amphioxiformes, Branchiostomatidae. Bases 1 to 750 code for a protein of 249 amino acids. The record is from RefSeq and is a predicted model, not a curated record.